This is a messenger RNA of Labrus mixtus (cuckoo wrasse), 3419 nucleotides long. It is a transcript of the gene lin54, whose product is annotated as lin-54 DREAM MuvB core complex component. The transcript is spliced from 14 exons. Gene Ontology annotation, biological process: regulation of DNA-templated transcription. Gene Ontology annotation, cellular component: nucleus. Bases 147 to 2585 code for a protein of 812 amino acids. Lineage: Eukaryota; Metazoa; Chordata; Actinopteri; Labriformes; Labridae. The record is from RefSeq and is a predicted model, not a curated record.
AGGGCGCGGAGGGCGUGGUCGACUUGUGAAAUGUCAGGGAGGAAUGGCGCUCGGCGCGGUAUUUUGAACAAUCGCCUAUUCCUUUCCCCGUAUUAUCUGGAAACGUUGGCCGGCUUGAAAACCUCGGAGAGCUGAGACUUUGCAUCAUGGAUGUGGUGUCACCAGAGCUCAACAGCCUCCUUCCUGAUGAGAUCAUGGACACUGAGGCCAUCGAGGACGUCCCUCAGUCCCAACCCGACAGCACCACGGCCAGGCCAGAGUCCAGUGCGGACACGUCAGUCCCGAUGGAGACGGAUACACCCGUGGCGGCUUCAGAAAAUCUCAGCCUCUGUUUGGACACUUCUUCAACAGGACACACGCAGGCUGUGACCACGUCCCUCACCACAGACUCUACUUUCAGCAUCACCCCUGUCAGUCAGCUACCUGUCUCGAUAUCCAGCACAUCCUCGCCCCUUUUUACCCUCAAACCCGCCAUGGCUACUUCGACGGCCACCACAAAAACUACAGACAGUUUGACAGGGACCAGUGUGACUACGAGCGGCUUACAGAAGCUCUCUGCUCCGUUCACCAUCUCAGCCGCAAACCACCAGAUCAUCCUCAACAAGGUGGCUUCGGCUCAGGCCUCUGAAGCCGCAAAAGCUGCAGGUAUGCAGCCGCAGAUCAUAAAGCAGGAUGGGCAGAAACUUUUGGUCACAGCGAUAGGAAAGUCGGGGCAGCCUAUAGUGCUGCAGUUACCCCACACAGGCGGCAAACCCGGUGUUUCACUGGCUGCAGGAGACAAUAAAUCUGCAGCUCCACAGUAUAAAGUGGUGACUAUUGGUGGGAGGACGGAGCUGAAGCCAAUGAUGGCGACUGCUGGCAACCAGCUGACAACAUUACAAGCCCAGCAGCUCAAGGCUGUGCAGAUUGCCAAGAAGACGCCGACAUCCUCAGCCGCACCGAUCAAGUUCAUCAUCACAAAAACUGUCAACAGCAAAGGUCUGAAUCCUCAGACAUCAGUGUCUCCUGUUAUUGCAGGCCGGGUCCUGACUCAGACUUCUCCUGUGCUGCCCACCAGGACCAUCACUCUAACGGAGUCCCACAACACGAGUAUUCAAAGUAUCGCAGGCAAAAAGAUCGCCAUUUCACCCCUCAAGACUCCCAGCAAGGUGACUGUGGUGUCCGUGGCGUCCCCGACCUCCAACACCUCCGGGAAGUCCGUGACUCUUCCUGUUAAUGUAGCACUCGGCCAGCAGAUCCUCGCAGUCCAACAGUCCACGUCUGCAUCUCCAGUCAAGGUGGCCACCAGUCAGGCCACGUCACAGAACAUGAAACCGGUCCAGUCUGUGGCUGUGGGAGGAGUAAGCGGCGCCCAGUUCAAGACCAUCAUCCCUCUAGCCACCCAGCCCAACGUGCAACAGAUUCAGGUUCCAGGUAGCAGAUUCCACUACGUCCGCCUCGUCACCGCGACCACAGCGAGCAGCACGGGACAGCCCAGCGGCCCCAGCACCAGCUCUAUACAGACAGCUAAACCGAUGGUGGUGAGCACAGGAGCCGUCAGGAUGUCUGUCCCCAUCGUUCCAGCACAGACCAUGAAACAGGUGGCCCCUAAGCCCCUGACGUCAGCAUCAGUCGUCACCACCACUCAGACCCAGCAGCGCCUCAUCAUGCCUGCGACUCCUCUGCCCCAAAUUCAGCCCAACUUCACCAACCUCCCGCCUGGCACCGUUCUCGCUCCGGCUCCAGGAGGCGGGAACAUGGGCUACGCAGUCGUGCCAGCACAGUACGUCACACAGAUCCAGCAGUCUCCAUUUGUGACUCUCGCUAGCGGUUCUGGUUUUGCAGCGAACACAGGAGUUCAGACUCAGGCCAAGCUGCCGCUCAACGGCUUGUCGACGGCAGACUCAACCUCCAGACAGAGGAAACCGUGCAACUGCACCAAGUCACAGUGUCUCAAACUAUACUGCGACUGCUUUGCAAACGGAGAAUUCUGCAGUAACUGUAACUGCAACAACUGCUUCAAUAACCUGGAACAUGAAACGGAGCGUCUCAAAGCUAUAAAGACAUGUCUGGAUCGAAAUCCAGAGGCCUUCAAACCCAAAAUAGGUAAAGGUAAAGAGGGCGAGUCGGACCGCCGACACAGCAAAGGCUGCAACUGCAAACGGUCGGGCUGCCUGAAGAACUACUGCGAGUGCUACGAGGCGAAGAUCAUGUGCUCGUCGAUCUGCAAAUGCAUCGGCUGUAAAAACUUUGAGGAGAGCCCGGAGAGGAAGACUCUGAUGCACCUGGCUGACGCAGCAGAAGUGAGGGUGCAGCAGCAGACGGCGGCCAAGACCAAACUGUCGUCGCAGAUCUCAGACCUGCUCAUGAGGACCACACCGGUUAUUUCAAGUGGAAGCGGGAGGCUGCCGUACACGUUUGUCACAAAGGAGGUGCUCGAAGCGACGUGCGAGUGUCUCCUGGAGCAGGCCAAGAAGGCCGAACAGACUCAUCAGCAUCAGGCGGAGGCGGAGCGGAUGAUCCUGGAGGAGUUCGGACACUGCCUCAUGAGGAUCAUCAACUCGGCAGGGAAAGCCAAAGCAGACUGUGCCUCCAUCAACUGUUAGGCCGAGCAGUUCUCUGGCUCUCCCUCGCCCCUCGAACCUAACCCGCCUCAGCUGUUUGGGGGGGGGGCGGGGCCGAGAGACAUGGAUUACUUUACAUCCUCUUGUCUCGGAUUCCCUUCCCCCCUCCCUCCCAAGGUGUCUCUCCUGCAGGGGAACAGGUUGUGUCCCUCGUCAAAAGGCAGAACAAUGGGUUAAAAGUAGAUUCAGCCGCCUUUGACAGCUGGAAUAACACACACAGAGCAGCCGCUUGUGCUGUUCACGUCUCAUAAACUGAAGGACAAAUGGACAGAGAAGACGGACUCUGAUGGACCUUUUGUCCCCUUCUGUCCACACAUGGGAUUCUCGGAAAGAAGAACAGGAACAUAAACUUUUUCUCUUAAUUUCCCUUCAAGGCUGUUUUCUCCUCCUUCUGUUCUUCCAUUUGAUUCUCUUUUCUUUUAUUCUUUCCCUUUUAUUUGAGUCUUUCUGGGAAGAAGAUCCCCGUAUGUUUUUAUGUAAUGGGUAUAUUUGUGCUUACAGUAGACAAACAAGAACAUGUUAUCUUUUGAUAUUUAUUUUGACAAGUAUUUGAAAUCAUUGUAAGCGCUAAUACCGUGUGGCUUAUAGUGCUGCAAAUUGUUUAUGAAGUAUUAAUUAACAAAGCCUAGGCUAAAUUGUUUGAAUGAAAAUGAGUAGAGGCAAUCUUUAGGUUCGACCCUAAAAUCAAUUUGAACAUAUUAUCCAUUCUGCACACUCAGAAUAGAUUAAAUACAGCGAGAUAUUUCCUCUGAUGCUGAUUUCUGUGUAAUAUUCACAUGCUUCCUAUACAUUAAAACACACUGAAUGGGAAAACCA